This is a messenger RNA of Nylanderia fulva, 2128 nucleotides long. RefSeq names its product Cytochrome P450 4g15 (gene Cyp4g15). Gene Ontology annotation, molecular function: monooxygenase activity; iron ion binding; heme binding. The record is from RefSeq and is a predicted model, not a curated record. NCBI's taxonomy places the organism in Eukaryota, Metazoa, Arthropoda, Insecta, Hymenoptera, Formicidae.
AAGAACUGCGGAAAGGCAAGCUGAUCAGUUCAGUGCUAGUUCAUUGAAAAGACUCAAUCGUGCAUUGGUGAAAAUAUAAUAGAAAUCAUGUCGACAGCCGAACCAGAAAUGAUAACUGCGACGGCUGCCGCAGCUGCAGCCGCUGGAUUCUCAGCAACUACUGUUUUCCUCUCACUCUUGAUUCCUGCCCUGAUUCUGUAUUACAUUUACUUCAGAAUUUCACACCGUCAUAUGAUUGAAUUGGCGGAAAAGCUACCGGGUCCCGAUGGCUUACCCUUAAUUGGAAACGCGCUAAUGUUCACAGGAAGUGCCGACUCCGUCUUUCGUACGAUAUACAGGAAAUCCUUCGAAUACGAUCAGGUGAUCAGAUUGUGGCUCGGCCCGAAGCUGAUGGUCUUUCUGAUGGACCCUCGCGACGUCGAAAUCAUCUUGUCCAGCCAGGUCUACAUCGACAAAUCUGCUGAAUAUCGAUACUUCGAGCCCUGGCUCGGAAACGGCCUCCUUAUCUCCACCGGUCCAAAAUGGCGUGCUCAUCGCAAACUGAUCGCGCCGACAUUCCACUUGAACGUGCUGAAGACCUUCAUCGACCUUUUCAAUGCCAAUUCGCGCGCCGUCGUGGAAAAAUUACGUAAGGAGGGCAACAAUGAAUUCGAUAUCCACGACUACAUGUCCGAGUGCACCGUCGAGAUUCUUCUCGAGACCGCUAUGGGAGUCUCCAAGUCCACGCAAGAUCAAAGUGGUUUCGAAUACGCUAUGGCUGUUAUGAAAAUGUCUUACAUUCUGCAUUUGCGUCACAUGAAAGUCUGGCUCAGACCCGACUGGCUAUUCAAUCUCACGAAAUACGGAAAGGAUCAAAUUCAUUUAUUGGAAAUUAUUCAUGGACUGACAAAGAAGGUCAUCGCGCGUAAGAAGCAAGAAUACAAAAGUGGCAAGCGCAACAUCAUCGAUGUCUCUGCACAAAACGGCACUGCAAAUGGCACCGCAAAUGGCACCGCAAAAACCAAGGACGCUACUGUGGAAGGACUUUCUUUCGGACAGUCGGCCGGUUUAAAGGACGAUCUUGAUACAGAGGAAAAUGACAUCGGCGAGAAGAAGAGACAAGCUUUCCUCGAUCUGCUGAUGGAAGCCGGUCAGAAUGGUUCAGUUCUCACGGAUACCGAGGUCAAGGAACAAGUCGACACUAUUAUGUUUGAAGGACACGACACGACCGCGGCUGCAUCCAGCUUCUUUUUGUCAGUGAUGGGUUGCCACCCAGAUAUUCAAGAAAAAGUGAUCCAGGAACUUGACGAAAUCUUCGGCGAUAGCGACAGACCAGUCACGUUCCAGGACACGACGGAAAUGAAAUAUCUGGAAAGAUGCCUCAUGGAGACUCUUCGCAUGUAUCCACCUGUGCCACUCAUCGCCCGCACAAUCAAAACCGAUUUGAAACUUGCGUCGGGAGACUACACAGUCCCAGCCGGAUGCACAGUCGUGGUGACGACCUUCAAGAUGCAUCGACAGCCGCACCUCUAUCCGAACCCGGAAGUUUUCAAUCCCGACAACUUCCUGCCCGAAAAGACCGCCAAUCGGCAUUACUACGCGUUUGUGCCGUUCUCAGCCGGGCCGCGUUCUUGCGUGGGUCGCAAAUACGCUAUGCUGAAGCUGAAGAUCAUCUUGGCCACGGUCAUGAGGAACUUCCGCGUCAAGUCGGACAUUAAAGAAUCCGACUUCCGACUCCAGGCCGAUAUCAUCCUCAAGCGAGCCGAGGGCUUCAAAAUCAGAUUGGAACCGAGAAAAUCGGCGACGGUCGCCACCGCUUAAACAGCAGUCCUCAAGUUCCGCUUGCGUAGGGUAACAGGGUGGUAGAGAGUAGUGUAUAAUUGAGAAGAAGCGGACUUUGCGAUUUUUAUUUUUAUUUUUUUUUUGUUUUGUUUUUUUAUAGAACUUCAAUCCGAGCGAAGGGAGUUUCAAAAGAGAAUGCAUCUCGCAUGCAUAGAUUGUGCGCGCAGAUCGCAUAUGCAUGUUUGCGACGCACAUGCAUAUAGUGUAUAUUACUGAGGUCGUUAAUUCGUUGUAUGACAUUUAAUGCUUUUGAGUUGAUAUUUAUCUCUUGCAAUAAAAUGCGAUAUACGCGCUGCGAAUUCUGAAA